AGGACCAGUAGAAUCAGCUCAUCAAUAUGUCUGUGCUGUGGCUGCUUCUGGGUCUCCUUGCACUUACUGAUUUAUCUGAAAGCAGCAACUGGGGAUGCUAUGGAAACAUCCGAAACUUCAACACCCCUGGAGCAUCUUGUGGGAUUGGAAAACGUCAAGGCCUGAACUACUGUGGAGUUCGUGCUUCUGAAAGGCUGGCUGAAAUAGACAUGCCAUACAUCCUGAGAUAUCAGCCUGUGAUUCGUACUGUUGGCCAAAAGUACUGCAUGGAUCCUGCAGUGAUCGCUGGUGUCUUGUCCAGGGAGUCUCAUGGUGGCAACAUUAUGGUCAAUGUGGACAAUGUGGGUGAUGGAAUCGGGGUUGUGCAGGACCCUGGCCUUUACGCUCCCACAUCCUGGAUCAGCGAGUCCCAGGUUUCUCAGAUAAUCGAGGUCCUGACACUUAGGAUCAAAGAAAUCCAGACCAGGUUUCCAACCUGGACCCCUGACCAGUACCUGAGAGGUGGACUCUGUGCCUAUGCUGGAGGUCCUGGCUACAUCAGAAGCAGCCAAGACCUGAACUGUGACUUCUGCAAUGAUGUCCUUGCACGAGCCAAAUACUUCAAGAGACACGGCUUCUAAUGCUUCAGAGCAAACAGGAGGCCUCAAGGGUUACACAGAUGAAACUAGCCAAUGGAGCUUGUAACUGUGAAUCUGAAUUUGACUUGAAGGUCAUCAAUAUAACAUGAAUCACAUUAAAGGAAGAGUUGUCUGCA
Molecule: messenger RNA, 754 nt
Organism: Neofelis nebulosa (Clouded leopard)
Lineage: Eukaryota; Metazoa; Chordata; Mammalia; Carnivora; Felidae
Gene: LYG1
Product: lysozyme g1
Exons: 5
Coding region: 27-620 (197 amino acids)
Biological process (GO): peptidoglycan catabolic process; defense response to Gram-positive bacterium
Cellular component (GO): extracellular region
Molecular function (GO): lysozyme activity
Source: RefSeq, a predicted model, not a curated record